This is a messenger RNA of Tetrahymena thermophila SB210, 1461 nucleotides long. Its product is annotated as MFS transporter. The record is from RefSeq and is a predicted model, not a curated record. Gene Ontology annotation, molecular function: transmembrane transporter activity. Gene Ontology annotation, cellular component: membrane. The transcript is spliced from 5 exons. Gene Ontology annotation, biological process: transmembrane transport. Lineage: Eukaryota; Ciliophora; Oligohymenophorea; Hymenostomatida; Tetrahymenidae.
AUGUGCAACAGCAUAUUUUACUGCAGGAAGACCAAGAAUCGGAUACAACUAAUAAUGCCUAAGAACAAUUCCAAUAAAAAUGAUGAUGAUUAAGUUACAUUUGAUGAUAUUCUUUCAAAGAUAGGAUUCGGUAGAUAUUAAAUAGCUAUAUUUGUUAUGAUGGGUUUUGUAGGAAUAGCUGACGCAGCAGAAGCUUAAGUAUUAUCUAUUUUACAGCCUAUGAUCAAUGAUCACUGGGAUUUAAAAACUUACCAAAAUAGCAUUAUGGUUAGUUUAGUAUUUACUGGUUAUAUGAUUGGAUCAUUUACUUCAGGUAAGAUUUCUGAUAAGUAUGGAAGAAAAAAACCACUGGUUUAUGCUUCUGUAGGAUUAUUUUUGAGUGCAAUAUUGAGUGCCUUUGCAUUUGAGUUUAUUUCAUUCACAAUUUUAAGAACCAUUUUUGGCGGAUUUGUGGGUUUUAUAGUGCCUAUUUCAUUUUCAGUUUUGGCUGAAACGACUCCAGUUAAACAAAGAGGUGUCAUUUUAGCACUAGUAGGAAUAUUUUACACUUUUGGUGAGCUAUUUGUAUGCUUAUUAGCUUUUCUGACUCUUGAUAAUUUAAAAACGGGUAAUUGGAGAUUGUUACUUGCUCUUAGUACAAUUCCUAGCUUUUUAAUUAUGGUUCUUUCAUAUUUUUUCUUAAACGAGAGUCCUAGAUUUUGUCUUUUUGAUGACAAAGAAGAAUAAGCUUUCUAAUUAAUAGAAUAAAUAUGCUAAAUUAAUAGAACUUAAUCACCCAUAGAUCAUUCUAACAAAUAAAAACUAAUUUUAUGGGCAGAUAAAAUGAAAAAGUAAUCAUAGCAAUUUGAAAAAGGAUCAAUAAAAUCACUUUUUGAGAAAUCUUUCAAAAAAGUUACUCCUAUAAUUUGGUAUAACUGGUUUGUUUCUAGCUUUGUCUUCUUUGGGAUAACUUUUAUACUACCAAUAACACUCACUAAAUUAAACAAAAAUGAUGAUAAUGGUGAUGAUGAUUUGCUGUCUAUUUUCUUUAGUUCUCUUGGUGAACUACCUACUAUUUUUGUGUGUGCUAUUAUAGUUAAUGUGCCUUUCUUAGGUAGAAAAAAUUCUUGGGCAAUUGCUUUUGCUGGAGGAUUUAUUGGCUGUCUUUUAAUAUACUUAGAAUUGGGAUCAUUUACUUUUUGGGUUUCGUUUUCAAAACUUGCUCUUGAUCUGGCUUUUACUCUAAGUUAUGAAUAUACAGGUGAAAUUUAUCCUACAAAAAUUAGGGCUGAGGGUAUGGGAAUGGCUGGUUCUUUUAGUAGAAUUGGGAGUAUAAUUAUGCCAUGGAUCGGUAAUUAUAUUGGCGAUAUUGGAGUAUUUCUUCCAUAUUUCAUAUUCAGUAUUUGCUGUGCACUAGCUUCUUUAUUAACAUUCUUGUUACCGUUUGAAACAAGAGGAUAAUCUCUAGAUACUUUUAGUUGA